GCAUAAAUAUAUUCCACUUCCUUUGCAAUCUGUACCACUAAGCUAAUUGAUUGACUUAUUGAAAGAAGUUCACUAUGUUGAACAACAAUCCUGCAUCCUUUCAGCUCAAAAGAUCCACCACAAUGGACCUCAUAAACCCUCCUCAAUCAACUCUCUACUCGGCAAAACCACCUCCACGAUCAGCUUCAUUUGGCCCAAGAGCAUCUCCUCACUGUGAAUUCCCAACCUCUCCACAAUUCUUCCUGGGAGAAAAAAUCUUUCAUUUCAAUCACCCACAACACCACUUAUCAGAAAUGGACUCCUCUGAACUCUUCACAUGUAGAGGCUGCAAAGAGUAUGGCUCAGGCAAAAGGUUCUCUUGCCAACAAUGCGAUUUUCAGCUUCACCGCUUUUGUGCUUCGGCCCCUCAGACUCUUCUCGGCCAUCCCUUCCACAUCCACCACCAGCUUAUUUUUCAAACAAAACCAGUUUAUAAAGUAGGGCUCGGAAAAUCAAGAUGUGAUGCGUGUAGCAAGACAAUCAAAGGUUACAAUUUCCGCUGCAUCGCAUGCAGCUUCCAGAUGCAUCCUUGUUGCGCUAAGCUGUCUAACGAGAUGAAUUUCGAUUCGCUUCAUCAACAUGCUUUAAAAAUUUUACCAGUGACGCCUUCAGCAAAUAAUGGUGAUGACGGACCUGCUUUUGUUUGCGGUGAGUGCAGGGGGAAGCGAUCAGGCAGAGUGUACAAGUGCUCAGUUCCGGCAUGCAAGUACUAUCUGCAUUUAGUUUGUGCUAAGAACAUGGUGAACGGGCUCCAUGCAAAUGAUAUUAAGAGAGUCGAUAAGCCGAGCAAGCUUGCAUCUGUAGCAAAGACUGCUUCUCAAGUGUUUGCAGAUUUCCUUGGAGGGUUUGUGGAAGGACUUGGAGAAGGUUUUGGUGAAGUCAUUGUUACAAAUAUGACAAGAGGAGGAUCAAUGGAUCAACCCAAUUAUAAGCGCUAAUUAUUAUGAUUCUUAUGUUGAUUUUAUAUGUGUGUGUAUGUAUGUAUGCAUAUGCUGCAGAUGUUGUUUAUAGCAGAUGAAGUUGAUUGGUUUGAAUCAAUUAUAUAUAUUUUCUCUUGUAAAUGAAAUCAAUGUAUUCCUGUUUGCUAUAAGAAUUCGAUAUGCUUGAGAAA
Mangifera indica (mango) is the source of this 1150-nucleotide messenger RNA. RefSeq lists its product as uncharacterized. The transcript has 2 exons. The coding region runs from base 75 to 977 and encodes 300 amino acids. Lineage: Eukaryota; Viridiplantae; Streptophyta; Magnoliopsida; Sapindales; Anacardiaceae. The record is from RefSeq and is a predicted model, not a curated record.